Molecule: messenger RNA, 1758 nt
Organism: Aspergillus homomorphus CBS 101889
Lineage: Eukaryota; Fungi; Ascomycota; Eurotiomycetes; Eurotiales; Aspergillaceae
Product: sugar porter family MFS transporter
Exons: 7
Coding region: 184-1698 (504 amino acids)
Biological process (GO): transmembrane transport; carbohydrate transport
Cellular component (GO): membrane
Molecular function (GO): carbohydrate:proton symporter activity
Source: RefSeq, a predicted model, not a curated record
CGGGAUUGCCCCAGAUUCUGGGCCUACACGUGGGUUGAGUGGCUGUCAUCCCCGGAUGUUCAUAAAGGCCCGCAAACCCUGAACCUGGGGUGGAAUCUCCGCAUUUUUCAUCUGUGAUCUUCCUUAGCGAAUGAUCAAAUCCACUGGCUCCACUGUGGUCAUUGCAGAUUCAAGCCCUUCAACAUGCGUCUCUCUCCGGCAUGGUACCAGUUCUUGGUCGGUGUCUUCGCCUCUGUCGGCUCGUUCCUUUAUGGAUACGAUCUGGGUGUGAUUGCGGAGGUCAUCGCCAGUGGUUCUUUCAUGACUAAAUUCAAUCCGGACAGUACUCAACAAGGUCUCGUUGUCUCCAUGUUCACUGCAGGUGCUUUCUGCGGUGCAGCAUUCGCAGGUCCUACUGGUGAUCGACUGGGUCGACGAUGGACCAUCGCUAUCGGCUGUCUGAUUUUCUGCCUUGGCGGAGGUCUUCAGACUGGAGCUCGGUCAAUUGAAUUCUUGUACAGCGGAAGAUUCUUUGCCGGUCUUGGAGUCGGCUUCCUUACCAUGAUCAUUCCCCUUUACCAAGCUGAGAUCUGCCACCCUGACAUUCGAGGUCGAGUCACAGCGCUACAACAGUUCAUGCUUGGUGUCGGUUCGCUGUGUGCAGCCUGGAUUUCUUAUGGCACAUACAUUGGCUUCUCCCCGACCAACGAUGCCCAGUGGCAAGUGCCCCUUGGUCUGCAGAUCGCACCAGCUGUUUGUCUGGGUCUUCUCAUCAUGUUCUUCCCAGAGUCUCCUCGUUGGCUUAUCGAUCACGGUAAACAUGAAGAAGGUCUAAAGACGCUGGCCCAGCUUCAUGCUCAUGGUAACGAGGAUGACUCGUGGGUGCGUGCGGAAUACCAGCAAAUUCAAGAGAGUAUCAAGUUUGAACAUGAUAAUGAGGCCAAAUCUUACGCGGAACUCUUCACCUCGCGCUCUUCCUUCCGUCGCCUGUUCCUCUGCUGUGCUCUUCAGGCGUCCGUACAGAUGACGGGUGUAUCUGCCAUCCAGUACUAUUCCGUGACAAUCUACAAGCAAAUCGGUAUCGCCGGUGACGAUACCCUUCGGUACCAGGCCAUCAACUCCAUCAUCGCCUUGGUCGCUCAAUUCCUCUGCAUCAUGUUCAUCGAUCGCUUCGGUCGUCGUUGGACUUUGAUCGGUGGCAACUUGGGCAAUUGUGUCACCUUCAUCAUCGCCUGUGCUCUUCUCGCCAAGUUUCCUCCAGAGGCCAACAACACAGGCGCUCACUGGGGCUUCAUCAUCAUGACCUGGCUGUACAACUUCUCAUUCUCGUGCACUUGCGGUCCCCUGUCGUGGAUCAUUCCCGCAGAGGUCUUCGACACACGGACACGUUCCAAGGGUGUGUCGCUGGCUUGCAUGAUUUCCUAUGCCUUCAACACCAUGAUCGGCCAAGUGACCCCCAUUGCGAUGGAGAGCAUUCGCUACAAGUACUACUUCCUAUUCAUCAUCUGUAACUUCACGAACGCCGUGUUCUUCUGGCUUCUUCUUCCUGAGACCAAGAAGCUUCCUCUUGAGGAGAUGAAUGCCCUCUUCUCCAAUUCCCCUUGGAUUGUGGUUGGAACACGCAAGGAAGACUAUAUCACCAACGACUUGGAGCGCCGUGUCGAGGAACAGGAGGAGAAGAGGGGCGCCUUUGCGACACACGCUGAAGCUCACGAGUAGAGGAUUUGAUGGCGUAUGCGAUACGCAUGUCUAUCGCUGCUGUCUGCGGGGGGUUGCACC